GUGAAAGUAAGGGUGUGGUCUACGCAUUUACAAAACAGCUGUGAAAAUGUAGCGCACGUAUCUCGGCAACAUUAGAAGUAAGAUAAAUGUGUUGAUUUGAAGGACAGACGGGCAGACUCUGGGGUCAGUGCUCUAAAAUGGGGAACAGUCUAUCUGGGGAGAGAGCGGACGGGGCCCCUGCCUCUAAAAUGCAUCUCUCUGGGGGACAUGACACCAAAGCUACGAGCCCAAUCAAGCAGGAGAGACCAGUCUCCCCUGUACCCAGCUGUGUGUCCAUGAAGAGUGACCAGUCUAUGAAACCUCCUAUAAAGUUUAGAGAGGGAGACUUUUCUCCAGAACAAAGCCCAAUCAAGCAGGAGAGACCAGUCUCCCCUGUACCCAGCUGUGUGUCCAUGAAGAGUGACCAGUCUAUGAAACCUCCUAUAAAGUUUAGAGAGGGAGACUUUUCUCCAGAACAAAGCCCAAUCAAGCAGGAGAGACCAGCCUCCCAUGUACCCAGCUGUGUGUUCAUGAAGAGUGACCAGUCUAUGGAUCAUCCUAUAAUGUUUAGAGAGGGAGACUUUUCUACUGAACAAAGGGGUCAGUGCUCUAAAAUGGGGAACAGUUUCUCUGCGGAGAGAGAGGACGGGGCCACUGCCUCUAAAAUGUAUCUCUCUGGGGGACAUGACACCAAAGCUACGAGCCCAAUCAAGCAGGAGAGACCAGCCUCCCCUGUACCCAGCUGUGUGUCCAUGAAGAGUAACCGGUCUAUGGGUCUACCUAUACUGUUUAGAGAGGGAGACUUUUCUCCAAAACAAAGCCCAAUCAAGCAGGAGAGACCAGCCUCCCCUGUACCCAGCUGUGUGUCCAUGAAGAGUAACCGGUCUAUGGGUCUACCUAUACUGUUUAGAGAGGGAGACUUUUCUCCAAAACAAAGCCCAAUCAAGCAGGAGAGACCAGCCUCCCCUGUACCCAGCUGUGUGUCCAUGAAGAGUAACCGGUCUAUGGGUCUACCUAUACUGUUUAGAGAGGGAGACUUUUCUCCAAAACAAAGCCCAAUCAAGCAGGAGAUACCAGCCUCCCCUGUACCCAGCUGUGUGUCCAUGAAGAGUGACCAGUCUAUGGAACUACCUAUACUGUUUAGAGAGGGAGACUUUUCUCCAGAACAAAGCCCAAUCAAGCAGGAGAGACCAGCCUCCCCUGUACCCAGCUUUGUGUCCAUGAAGAGUAUCUGGUCUAUGCGUCUACCUAUAGAGUUUAGAGAGGGAGACUUUUCUACUGAACAAAGAAACCAACUGGAGAGAUCAGAGUCAGAGAUUCUCAGUGGUCAGUCUUCCCAGAGUCAUCAAACAGACCUGGCCUUCAUAUUUAGUUUGCUUGAAGAGAAUAUUAUGACAUUUAUGAAGAAUGAACUGAAGAGGUUCAAGAGUAUUCUUAGUCCAGAACUCCCAGAAGGCUUUGAGAGUCAGAAGCAGGACAAGGAAGUGGUGGAUGCUGAAGAUGAGAAGCAGGAGAGAAGUGCCAGAAAGGGGGCUCUGAAGAUCACACUGCACGUCCUGAGGAAAAUGAACCAGAAGGAGCUUGCUGAUACACUGGAGAAAAAUGAGCUUGCUGUGAUUUGCCAACGUGAACUCAAAUCUAAUCUAAAGAAGAAGUUUCAAUGUGUAUUUGAGGGGAUCGCUAAACAAGGAAACCCAACACUUCUCAAUAAGAUCUACACAGAGCUCUACAUCACAGAGGGUGGAACAGGAGAGGUCAAUAAUGAACAUGAGCUGAGACCGAUUGAGACAACAACCAGGAAACAAGCAAGACCAGAGACUGCAAUCAAAUGUAACAACAUCUUCAAACCCUUAACUGGACAAGACAAACGUAUCAGAAGGCUGACAAAGGGAGUCGCUGGCAUUGGAAAAACAGUCUCUGUGCAGAAGUUCAUUCUGGACUGGGCUGAAGGAAAAGCCAAUCAGGAUGUCCAAUUUGUAUUUUCAUUCCCUUUCCGGGAGCUGAAUUUAAUGAAAGGGGAUGAACACACUUUCAUUGAACUUCUUAAUCACUUCUCAAUGGAAACCAAACAAUCAAGAAUCUCCAACUAUGACAAGUACAAAGCUCUGUUCAUCUUUGAUGGUCUGGAUGAGUGCCGACUGCACCUAGACUUCCAGAAGAACAAGAUCUGUUGGGACAUCACAGAGUCAACCUCAGUGGAUGUUCUGCUGACAAAUCUCAUCAUGGGAAAUCUGCUUCCCUCUGCUCUCCUCUGGAUAACUACCCGACCUGCAGCAGCCAAUAAGAUCCCUUCAGGGUGUUUUGACCAGGUGACAGAGGUACAAGGGUUCAAUGACACACAGAAGGAGGAGUACUUCAGGAAGAGAUUCAGUGAUGAGGACCUGGCCAGCAGAAUCAUCUCACACAUAAAGACAUCAAGGAGCCUCCACAUCAUGUGCCACAUUCCAGUCUUCUGUUGGAUUUCUGCAAUAGUCCUUGAACACAUGCUGAAACAUAAGCGAGAAGAGAUGCCCAAGACUCUGACUGAGAUGUACACACACCUUGUGGUGUUUCAUACCAAACAGAAGAAUGAAAAGUAUCUUGGGACAGAAAAGACAGGUCCACACUGGAAUAAAGAGAGUAUUCUGUCACUGGGAAAACUGGCUUUUCAACAGCUUGUGAAUGGCAAUCUGAUUUUCUAUGAAAAAGACUUGAAAGAGGCUGGCAUUGAUGUUAAUGAAGCCUCAGUGUACUCAGGAUUGUGCACACAGCUCUUUAAAGAGGAAUGUGGGCUGUACCAGGAGAAGGUGUACUGCUUUGUUCAUAUGAGCAUUCAGGAGUUUCUGGCUGCUGUAUAUGUGCUCCUCUCAUUCAUCAACAACAAUGAGAAUGUAAUGGACAAACUACAAACCAAGUCCAGUAUCUUUUCUUUGCUGUUCAGAGACAAGCCUGAAGUUACUUUAUACAAGAGUGCUGUGGAUAAAGCCUUACAAAGUGAGACGGGAAACCUGGACCUUUUCCUCCGCUUCCUUCUGGGACUCUCACUGGAGUCCAAUCAGAAGCACUUACGAGGUCUACUGACAAAGACAAGAAGCAGCUCACAGACCCAUGAAGAAACAGUCAAGUACAUCAAGGAGAAAAUCAGGAAGAAUCCUUCUCCAGAGAGGUGCAUCAAUCUGUUCCACUGUCUGAAUGAACUGAAUGACCAUUCUCUAGUGGAGGAGAUCCAAAGCUACCUGAGCUCAGGAAGUCUCUCAGAAGACAAACUGUCACCUGCACAGUGGUCAGCUCUGGUCUUUGUGUUACUGACUUCAGAAAAGGAGCUGGGUGUGUUUGACCUGAAGAAAUACUCCAGAUCAGAAGAAGGUCUUCUGAGGCUGCUGCCAGUGGUCAAAGCCUCCAGAGCUGCUCUUCUGUCAGGCUGUCUUGUCACAGAGAAAGGCUGUACUUCUCUGAUCUCAGCUCUGAGGUCAAACCCCUCACACCUGAGAGAGCUGGAUCUGAGUAACAAUGACCUGAAGGAUUCAGGAGUGAAGCUGCUCUCUGCUGGACUGGGGAAUCCCCACUGUAAACUGGAGACUCUGAGGCUGUCAGACUGUCUAGUCACAGAGGAAGGCUGUGCUUCUCUGGUCUCAGCUCUGAGGUCAAUCCCAACACAUUAUUUGUGCACAGGUUACAGUGUAAGCAGGGAAAGCUAAGCGUAACACUUUAAUACAACCUGUCUGUCAUUGUAUUUCUUCUGUGUUCGCAGACUCACUGGCUGUAAACUCACAGACACAUCCUGUAAAGUGUUGGCCUCAGUUCUCAGUUCAAACCCCUCACACCUGAGAGAGCUGGAUCUGAGUAACAAUGACCUGAAGGAUUCAGGAGUGAAGCUGCUCUCUGCUGGACUGGGGACUCCCCACUGUAAACUGAAGACUCUGAGACUGUCAGGCUGUCUAGUCACAGAGGAAGGCUGUGCUUCUCUGGUCUCAGCUCUGAGGUCAAACCCCUCACACCUGAGAGAGCUGGACCUGAGCUACAAUCACCCAGGAGACUCAGGAGUCAGACUGCUCUCUGCUGGACUGGAGGAUCCACACUGCAGACUGGAUAAACUCAAUGUGGAACAUGGUGGAGAGUACACAAUGAAACCUGGGCUUAGAAAAUAUGUCUGUGAUCUCACAAUGGACCCAAACACGGCACACAGACUCCUCUCUCUGUCUGAGGAGAACAGAAAAGUGACAUGGAGGAGAAAGAAGCAACAGCCGUAUCCUGAUCACCCAGAGAGAUUUAAGGACUGGCAGCAGGUGCUGUGUAGAGAGGGUCUGACUGGGCGCUGUUACUGGGAGGUAGAGUGGAGUGGGAGAGGUGCUGUUAUAGGAGUGACAUAUAAAGGAAUUAGCAGGAGAGGAAUCAGCAGGAGAGGAGAGUUUAAUGACUGUUGUCUUGGAUACAGUGACAAGUCCUGGAGUCUGGACUGCUCUGAGAAAAGUUACACUGCCUGGCACAAUAAUAAUGACACUACCAUAGACGUCCCCUCCUCCAGCCCCCACAGAGUAGGAGUGUAUCUGGACUGGCCAGCCGGCACUCUGUCCUUCUAUAGAGCUUCCUCUGACACACUGACCCACCUGUACACAUUCACCUCCACAUUCACUGAGCCUCUUUAUCCAGGGUUUUAGGUUUGGUAUGUUGACUCUUCAGUAUCCCUGGAAAUAAUAACCUGACACACACACACACACACACACACUGGACACACACACACACUGGACACACACACGCACUGGACACACAUACACACUGGACACAUACACACACACACACACUGGACACAUACACACACACACUGGAUACACAAUCACACACUGGACACACACACACACACACACACUGGACACACUGGACACACACACACACACACACACACACACACAAACACAAUCUUGUAUAGCUAACCUUGUGGGAACAUACAAUUCAGUCCCAUGAAAAAUCCAAUUUUCCCUUACCCCCAACCCUAAACCUAACCCGUAUCCUUACCUUAACCCUAACCCUAAACCUUCGCCCCUAACCCUAAACAAGGGCUUAAUGUGCCCCAGCUGUGGGGCAAGAUGUGAUGAAUUGGGCUGGAGGGAAAUUUGAACCCGUACCUUACCUCGGUACCUCUUUGUCCAUCAAAGGGCGAUGGCUCAACGUGUAGCGCACGAGCCUCAUCUGCCAACCCAGGUUCGAUCCCCACCUAGGAUAUGCCCGAGGUGUAAGGCCCAAAGCACAAAUGGGACAAAAGACCCAGCCUUUUUUAAAUCCAGAACAUGGGCUCAAAAGCCAGGCCCUCCCCAGGGCUUAACAACCUCCAAUCGGUCGCCGAAGGGAUGGUCACCUUCGGAGGCUUCGAACCGUGGUUCUGAAGGACCCAGAACCCUCGAAACAGCCCGUUUCUAAAUAUCUGCACGGUCUAGAAGUUUGCCACCAUCCCCGGAUCUCUAGGAAAUGGUUAUCUGUUUGUCGAAACCCAGGUUUCUGAAAUCGGUCCGGUUCCAGUCUAGUCAACCCGGAGCUAAGUGUGUACACUACCGGACUAGGUGCAUUAUCGACAUAAGCCCUGUCACCUACAGGGUUUCAGUGUUGCUCUGCCGUCAGGGGUCAAAUCCCCCAAUCACCGUUUUGGUCUUUAACCAUUAAUAACUCAAAAAGUAAAUGUACAAUCUGGAUGGGACUGUUUUUGCACGAAAGGGCACAAAUAGACGCACAUUUCCAUGUAAUCAAAACCGUUUUUCAAUAAAAUCAUGUAGGUAAUGAAAAUAAGUGCAGGGGGCAGGGGGGAAUAGCUUCCGGGUGGACUGGGUCCUUUCCUUUUCCCUUUAGUGGGAUAAUUUUCGUAACAGCCGCUGAAUUGCAGAGCACCAAAUUCAAAAAAAAUACUAAAUAUAUUUAUAAUCAUGAAAUCACAAGUGAAAUAUACCAAAACACAGCUUAGCUUGUUGUUAAUCCACCUAUCAUGUCAGAUUUAGAAAAUAUGCUUUACAGCGAAAGCAAUCCAAGCGUUUGUGCGUUUAUCAAUCAUUAGACAAAACAGUAAGAACAGCUAGCCGCAAAUUAGCUUGGUCACGAAAGUCAGAAAAGCAAUAAAAUUAAUCGCUUACCUUUGAUGAUCUUCGGAUGUUUAAACUCACGAGACUCCCAGUUACACAAUACAUUUUAUUUUUGUUUGAUAAAGAUUAGUUUUAUAACCAAAAACUGCCAUUUGGUUUGCGCGUCAUGUUCAGAAAACCACAGGCUCGUUCCGGUCCUGAAGGGCAGACGAAAAUUUCAAAAGUAUCCGUAAUGUUCAUAGAAACAUGUCAAACGUUUUUUAUAAUCAAUCCUCAGGUUGUUUUUAAGCCAAGUGUAUUCCUUCUCCGACAUCACAAUUCUGCAUUCCCUGAAGCUAUAGUUUGUUUUGUGGCUUGCAACGCACAGCUGGUAUCCCCCAUUUUCCAGGGUUACUUCCAUAAAAUCCCUCUCACUGAACAUGGUGACUGGGGAUUGCCUAGUGCCAUUAAAUAUGGCCAACCGGCUGGUCAUGAGAGCCGCAAACCUACGUCUGUCAGAUCAGGUUGCUCGGACAUCCAGUCUAUUGAGAACCGAAGGAAUAGACUGAUUACUUAGCUCGACAAACCGGGUUAACUCCGCAGCGUUGAGCACCUCGUCUCUACAGCGUUUGUGAAAUUUUGCCCUGUGCGCUGCCUGGGUCUUCCGCAAAUCCCGAUCCAUCUUUGCCAAGCAACCUUUCUAAUUCCACCGGCUUUAGCCCGCAGAAUCUUCAAUCGGAACUGCAGAAGAUACUUCAGAAAACUUUGAACAUCGGCCCGAUAGAUUUUUAAUGUGGAUGGUGCCAAACCACGGUCUUCACAUUGGCUAUACCACUCCGACACACGUCUGUAAUUAUCCAGGGAACACAGUCCUUCAUCGGUGUCACGUUCACUGUCUUCAAACUCCCUGUCAUAGAUGAGCGAAGGCGCAGCGUGUAAUUCCACAUUUCUUUUAAUCAUAGUGAAACCUUCACAAAAAGAACAGGUAAACAGAAACAAAUGUGACGCAACCGUGGCGCACACACA
This is a messenger RNA of Salvelinus fontinalis (brook trout), 7028 nucleotides long. Its product is annotated as NACHT, LRR and PYD domains-containing protein 6-like. Gene Ontology annotation, molecular function: protein binding. The record is from RefSeq and is a predicted model, not a curated record. NCBI's taxonomy places the organism in Eukaryota, Metazoa, Chordata, Actinopteri, Salmoniformes, Salmonidae.